This is a messenger RNA of Pelagomonas calceolata, 525 nucleotides long. Lineage: Eukaryota; Pelagophyceae; Pelagomonadales; Pelagomonadaceae. The record is from the annotation of a GenBank genome assembly.
GGCGAGAAACCGACGCGGAGCGUGCGAUGGACUGCGAGGUCCGAAGUCGCCGCGCCCUGCGACGAUCGCAUGCGUCAAUACCUGCGACAAAUGGACGGUAACACUCUCGUGCGGCUCGACGAUUCCGUCGAAGCCGUCACGCCGCUGGGCGGGGAUCGCUACGAGGCCGCGAUCACCUCGGUGGGCUUUUUUGGGUUACUGGCGUGCAAGCCCGUCGCGACGCUGCGCGUCGAAAGGACGGGCGCAGGCAUCCGUUAUGUCACCGAGAAGUGCCAGAUGGUCUUCUCCGGCCCGCUGCGACGCCUCGUGUCCGGCCUAGCCGGCAUUGGCGUCGAGGCGUGUACGGAGCUGAGCGCCCGCGACGGUAAACUGGAAGCGACGGGCGACUUUGCGCUGACGCUUCCUCUACCUCGGUGGUGGCCCGUGCCCGACAGGGCCAUGGUUCGGGGCGAGGGCAUGAUCCGCGGAAUCGUAGAAAAGGACACGCGACUGACGGUCGAGCGGCUAAUUAGUAGUGUCUCUUAA